This is a messenger RNA of Manihot esculenta (cassava), 2772 nucleotides long. RefSeq lists its product as uncharacterized. The transcript is spliced from 7 exons. Lineage: Eukaryota; Viridiplantae; Streptophyta; Magnoliopsida; Malpighiales; Euphorbiaceae. The record is from RefSeq and is a predicted model, not a curated record. The coding region runs from base 1122 to 2588 and encodes 488 amino acids. Gene Ontology annotation, molecular function: protein binding.
UACAGUAACUUGAGCAUAUUGACGUUCAUCUGCUUUCAAAGGGGCCCCGUAAUUAAAAUUUAUUUGGGUGAAAAUUCAGAGAUUUUAUGAUCAGAAGCCAUGGUCCUUUGUCGUCAUGCUUAACUGCUCUGGCAUGUGGUCCCUUGAAGCGAAGAGAAGGACGCCGUAGUUUUGGAAGUGGAGGGCCAGAGUGGCAGAGGGGUGGGGUUAGGCCAAUGUAAGAGAGGGCCCAGCCACCCUGCCCACACUACUGACUGUCGUCACUCGGCCAUUAUGGAGCUCAACAAGCCAGGACAAGUGGGUCUUACGAGCUUCAUUCAGCCCAUAGGUCUUAGUGCAAGUGCUUAUUAGCUGUCAGCCUUGUCUUGGGAUAGAUGUUCCCUGGCCGACUAAUCCCACUGCCCAUCUCAACAGGCCAAUCUCCGGAUACCCUUGAAGCUUGAACCACUCGACAAUCAAUUGAAGAGGAGCAUUGGAGUCACCAUCAAUGUUAAUUUUCUCCAAAAUUUUUUUCUUUCUUGCGCUCAUGGUAAUGCGUAUAUGCUAAAUACUUGUAAUUAGUAAGAGAUUAAGAGUAGCCUAUUUCACAAACCUGUAUGUGAUCACCUACCUAAUUUCUUGAAUCUGAAUUUUCAGCCUUAAUUACAGAAAUAAUAAGACCCAAAUCGAAAAUCGAAUCCCCAAUUAAGAAAUAAAUUGAGAAAAAAAAAAGAGGAGGUGGAAGUCAAGAACCUAUUAGAGGCCCCUGCAGGUUGAAUUAUAAGCUACGAAGUACACAGUAUGAACAGAGGCAAGAAGGCGAGAGUUAGGUGGAGAAUAAAUGUUCUGUUGCUUCUUGUUGCCAGUGUGGACCAACCAUGAUUCUCUCUCCCCUCCCACUGCACUGCCCCCAACUGCGCCAGUGACCUCUCUCUCUCUCUCUCUCUCUCUCCUUUUAGCCUUUCCUAUCCUCCAUUCUCACUUUCUAGAAAACUGUUUUGAGCAUCUCCCUUUAGUUUCAUUCAUAUCCAAGCCAUUUUUUUUUAUUGCAACCCAUAUAAGAAGUAGGGCUUGUUGCAAAUGCCCAGAGCUUGAAUCUUCAUUUUGUGGUGUUAGUUGGUCUCCUCUUCAGAAUAGAAGAAAUGUGUGUAAUGUAUAAGAAAUUGUUAGUUUUAUUCCUUAUGCUCUCGCUGCUUUUUGGAAGUGUUUCUUCAGCUCCUUCUACUACUUCACCUGCAAAGAUUGUCAAUGGAUUAUUUUCAAAUAUCGCUUCUGCUUUCAUGAAAUGGUUAUGGUCUCUCAAAGCCACUACUAAAACAGCGAUUUCUGGCCGCCCAAUGAUGAAGUUUGAGAGUGGAUAUACUGUUGAGACGGUGUUUGAUGGAAGCAAGCUCGGGAUUGAGCCAUACUCUGUGGAGGUGCUGCCCAGUGGGGAGCUUCUUAUUUUGGACUCCGACAACAGUAACAUUCACAGGAUGUCCUCUUCCUUAUCUCUAUACAGCAGACCAAAGCUGGUUGCUGGAUCUCCUGAAGGUUACCCCGGACAUGUAGAUGGGAAAACCAGAGAAGCAAGAAUGAACCACCCGAAAGGGCUUACAGUUGAUGACAGAGGAAAUAUAUAUAUUGCUGACACCAUGAAUAUGGCAAUCAGGAAGAUAAGUGAUGCAGGGGUUACAACAAUUGCUGGAGGGAAAUCAGGCCGUGGAGCAGGCCAUGUAGAUGGAGCAAGUGAAGAUGCAAAAUUUUCUAAUGAUUUUGAUGUGGUAUACAUUGGGAGUAGUUGCUCUCUGCUUGUUAUAGACAGAGGAAAUCAAGCCAUUAGAGAGAUCCAACUCCAUUUUGACGACUGUGCUUAUCAAUAUGGAAGUGGCUUUCCCUUCGGGUUAGCAGUUCUUAUAGUAGCUGGCUUCCUUGGUUACAUGCUGGCUUUGCUGCAAAGGAGGGUGGGAACAAUUGUUUCUUCUCAGAAUGACCAGGAUACAAUGACAAGCACUGCAGCAAAUCCAUAUCAGAAACCUCUUAAAUCUGUCAGGCCUCAAUUAAUUCCAACUGAAGAUGAACAGGAGAAGCAUCAAGAAGGCUUCUUUGGAUCCCUGGGCAAACUUUUUGCCAAUGGUGGGGCAUGGAUUCCUGAAAUUUUGGGAGGAAUAAUCCCUGGUUUUAGAAAGAAAUCAUUAAGCUAUCAAUAUCAAAACCAGCCGGAGAAGCAUCCAAACUCCUGGCCUGUACAGGACAGCUUCGUGAUACUAGAUGAAGAUGAGCCUCCUUCAGUUGAAACUAGAACGUCAACACCAAGGAAAACCUACCCAUUCAUGUCCAAGGACGUAGAAAAUAUGCAUCAAUGGAGGCAAAGUCGAGCUUUCUAUACUGGGUGGGAUGAUGAUUUUCAGCAGCAGCAGCAUCAUCAUAGGUAUCAAUCUACCAUCCCGCAAACAUACUAUGAGAAAACCUGUGAAAAAACCAAUGGGAUCGUGUUUGGGGCAGUUCAGGAGCAGGAUGAGAAACGUGAAGCUGUAGUGAGUGAGCCUGUUGAUUGUGGAAAUCCCAUUUUUAAUCACCGCAGCUUUCGCUCAAGAACAAACUCUAUGGGUUACAGUAACGGGUAUUAAUCAAUAAUCAGAUACAAAGAGAUUUCGCAGUUAUAACCCGAUUUUAUUAUUGGUCCUUGAAAAUUUACUUGGAAGGUUCGUUUAGGUUUGGUCAUAACAUUGUUGGCAUGUUCCUUAACAUAAAGUGGCACUUGUACAUGUACAGGACUGGUUGAAGAAGAGAAAGAAGCAAUCUUUCCUAUGA